AGCAAGCUGAAAAAGCUAAGUGAAGACAGCUUAACUAAGCAGCCUGAAGAAGUCUUUGAUGUUUUAGAGAAGCUUGGUGAAGGAUCUUAUGGUAGUGUGUUUAAAGCAAUACACAAGGAAUCUGGACAAGUAGUGGCAAUUAAACAAGUCCCUGUUGAGUCAGAUCUUCAGGAAAUAAUUAAAGAAAUUUCUAUAAUGCAGCAAUGUGACAGUCCCUAUGUUGUCAAGUACUAUGGCAGCUACUUUAAGAACACAGAUCUAUGGAUUGUUAUGGAGUAUUGUGGAGCUGGCUCUGUCUCGGACAUAAUUAGAUUACGGAAUAAAACAAUUUGAAAAAACGAAAAGAAGGUACCAAUGUGAGAUUUCUAAAGAUAGCUA
Molecule: messenger RNA, 378 nt
Organism: Chrysemys picta bellii (western painted turtle)
Lineage: Eukaryota; Metazoa; Chordata; Testudines; Emydidae
Source: RefSeq, a predicted model, not a curated record